Messenger RNA from Stylophora pistillata, 3256 nucleotides. RefSeq lists its product as uncharacterized. The record is from RefSeq and is a predicted model, not a curated record. NCBI's taxonomy places the organism in Eukaryota, Metazoa, Cnidaria, Anthozoa, Scleractinia, Pocilloporidae.
GUUAACUUGGAGGAAAAAAUCGAGGCGAGUCCCAUAUUUUGGCACACUUCUCGCUCCACGAAAGCUUUUUGACCACGUUAACAUUCGAACAGUGACCCUUUUCAAAUUAUCAUUCCGUUAAAUUUCCCGCUUAAUACGAUUCCAUUCGUUAGCGAAUGACUCGGUUAAACUAUUAUCACGAGGUAUAUUUUUUCUCGCCGACGCCGAUCAAGAUUAUUUUCGCGGUGGAUCAAGUACAAAGGCAUGUCUGAUUUUCUCUCAGCACUGGGAACGCUAUUGACCCAAUUUCAACUUUGGAGUCUGUGACUCAGAACCACACAAAAAUCCAAACAUUGGGAAGGGGUUGUGUACAACUUGCAAACACGCUAUGUCUCCACCAGACUGCCGAUCAAACAAAAGGAAAUCGAGGAACAGAGAAUAAAAACGAAGAAAGAACCGUGAACGCGGAGGACACAUUCAUUCACAUUAGUAAAUUAAAAACCAAAGUCAUAUAGAGAUGCAGCAUAGCAGCCAAGAAUUUCCAGGCGAUGAAGCCACAGAUUAUGAGUCGAUUAAACAACGGAUCCAACAGAAACCGGAAGCCCCAGUCCAGAGGCACUCCACAGAAGAACUCUUAGAGGAAAUUAGUGAGCUCAAAGCAUCCAUGCAGAGGGGACAAGAGGCACUUAUGAAGGAGCUGGAAAUCAUUAGAAAAGAAAUGAAUGAACUUAAAGCAUCUAUGGAGGGGCAAAAGAAGUUACUGAUUACCAAGAAGAAAACCUCCAGAGAAGCCAGUACACAGCUUACACCGGAUAAUAAUAGAGAAGGUGAUGAAAGGGAAGCAUCGAGCCGACCAGUUGCCAAAAGGUUUUCAAGAUUUAAAGGUUUCUUUAUCUCAUCUAAGUCAAUACGACUGGGAAAGAGAAAGCAUUUAUAUACUGAAAUAUCGCCAAAAGAGCCUGGACUUAACAGAGAGGGUGAACCUUCAUCAUCUGAGGUUCACGGAGUUAGCUCACCUUCUGGAGAAAAAGUCACUUAUAACAUCUCACAGAAAGAGACCAGAAUCAAAAAAGGAAUGAUGUUAGGCGGUCCUUCUGGUGAUGGCUAUCAAGACUAUGAUCAAGAACAUAACAAGAUGACAGACAGACAGCAUAGUUUAGAAUGUGAAGGAGUGCAAGAGGGCAGUUCUGGAGUGGUUCAAGUCACCGGUUCCCCUGGUAACCGAACCAGACGAUGCCAUUCUAAAUCCGAAGCCAUAACGGAGUAUAGUGUGACGACAGAUAGUUAUCAAAGUUUAUCGUAUGACGGCGUAUCACAGCACAAUCCAGGGUAUUUCCUUAACUGUGGAAGUGCACAUGGCACAGGAAACUCACGUACGUAUUUUUCCAAUCAAGUGAGGUGGUUGGAACAUGAACCACGAAAAGAGCUAUACCCUCUACGUUGGAAAAGUUACCCCCUACUUCGACGUAGCAAGGGAAUUCUGGACCCAUACAAUAGCGAAAUAAAGAUCGAGCUACAACCAAAAUCCCAAAAACAAGAGGAGGGCUCAGAAGUUAUCUUUGAGUUCAAGGUUCGGGAGAAGGAGAAAUUCUUUUAUCAGUGGUUUAAAGAUGGAGCCGAAAUGCUGGGAAAGAGCGAUGCCACGCUUAUCCUUGGUCAUGUUGAACUCCAUCAAUUUGGUUACUACAGAUGCCGAGUUUGGUCUCAAGAAAAUUUUGAAAUCAACUGCGAGUCACAGCGGGCAUGGCUGGAUGUUGUCCCCAAAGUUCAGGAGGAACAACGUCUCAAAAUGCUUCGAGAGGUUGAAACUUUAACUUGCUAUGAAAUUGCAUCCUGUCUUGAUAAACCAGUCCAACGUGGCCUUGGCGGUUAUAAGAAGGUGGCCGCUAGAUUUGGUAUGGACGAGAACAUGAUUGGAACACUUGGAACCAGGGACUCAGCUGGACAAGAAGUCAUCGAGUUUUUGAAGGCAACUGUACCAGACCUAUCAGUUUACACACUCUUUAAAGAAUUAAAAGGGGACAAAAUUAGACGAUUUGAUAUCGCUAAGAUCUUAGAGAACCAUCUGAAAGUGAAAAGUGAAAGUGACGCUUAAUUCAAACUAUUAACGCCCACUAUUAAUUUUGAAAACAGUAUUUAUAUCUUAAACACUGUUUUGAGUUUUUGGUUUCUUUGGGUGCAUACAUAAAAUUUGUCUACAUCCGACGUAGUGCGUUACGGCGCCUCUAACAGGUGCGUUUCAAGGACAAUAGAAGCCUGGGAAAUAAAAGUAAUCACUUCAUCCGACGUAGUGCAAUAAAGCGUCUUUAACAGGUGCGUUUCAAGGACAAUUUAAGUCUGGAAAAUGAAAGUAAUCACCCCAUCCGACGAAGUGCAUUAGGGCGUCUUUAACAGGUGCGUUUUAAGGACAAUGUAAGUCUGGAAAAUAAAAGUAAUCACUCCAUCCGACGUAGUGCAUUAGGGCGUCUUUAACAGGUGGGUUUCAAGGACAAUUUAAGUCUGGAAAAUGAAAGUAAUUACUCCAUCCGACCUAGUGCGUUAGGGCGCCUUUAACAAGUGCGUUUCAAGGACAAUAUAUGUCUGGAAAAUGAAAGUAAUCACUCCAUCCGACCUAGCGCGUUAGGGCACCUUUAACAGGUGUGUUUCAAGGACGAUAUAUGUCUGGAAAAUGAAAGUAAUCACUCCAUCCGACCUAGCACGUUAAGGCACCUUUAACAGGUGUGUUUCAAGGACAAUAUAUGUCUAGAAAAUGAAAGUAAUCACUCCAUCAGCCAGUCAGAAUAUUUUUUAGGAGCCAGUGAGAACUCAGGGAAAAUUGCUCUCUCACGAACCGUCUAUAAGCGUGGAGCGUGGAGCGUGGAGCAACGCGCGCAAGCCAACUCAAGUCAUGGUUGUUUUAGGUUUUGAAUUUAUUGGCUUAGAAAGUAGUUUCAGGCGUUAGUUUAUAAUAACCAUUUUGAGCAUCUUGCAUUUUUUUAGCUUUGUUUCUCGUUCAGAUACAAUCUAAUGCAAUGAAACAAUCUAUCGUUGUGUUAAUGUAUCAAAGGCGGUGCUAGAAAAGUUUUAAGUUCUAUAUUUUAAAUGUCCAAAAAGUUUCAACUUCAAAUUCUCAAGAGUUGUUAAGAGGGAUCCCCGCAACGGGGACGUUCAAUAACCGCGGCGGUACACCGUCAUUUCAAACAUCAACAACAGAAGUGAAAAAUACAUCAACAAUUGAUUUAAGUUAAUUUAGUGUGUCUCCCGGUUAGCUCAAUGGAUAGAGCACUGGACUGUUGGG